UUACAUAAAAUUAAACGAUCAAACAGAUCAAACUCCAAAAUAUCAGUGAAAAUUGAGUAAGAUCAAAGAAAUAUCGUAGUCGUGUUCAAUUGUGAGUAACCCGGUCAGUUUAUUCUUACAAUAUUUGUUUAUUAAAACAAUAUGCAAAUCCUAAAAGUGAGUGUGCUGGUGGUAAAUAAUUUACGCAAAACGUUUUAUUGUGGUUCGAGACUAAUGUCAAGCUCAGAAUGUGCCAAAUCGUUGUUGUACAAAGAGUAUGGAGAACCAGCAGAUGUUUUACAAAUUACUACAGAGAGUCUUACAGCUCCACAAGAAAAUGAAGUUGUUGUAAAAUGGCUUUAUGCACCUGUGAACCCAGCUGAUAUCAACACUAUACAGGGAAAAUAUCCAAGCAAGCCACCUUUACCUGCUGUACCUGGUAACGAAGGUGUGGGUGAAAUUGUUGCUGUUGGAACGAAUACAAACAAUUUUUGUGUUGGGGAUAAAGUGGUUCCCAAUGGAGUCAAUAAAGGAACGUGGAGAACUCAUGCUCUAUACAAAUCUCAAGAUAUGUACAAGAUAAACAACAAUCUUGAGACCAUAACAGCCAGUAUGCUUAAUGUCAAUCCCUGCACAGCUUACAGAAUGUUGAAGGACUUUGUACCUUUAAAGCCAGGUGAUACUGUUAUUCAGAAUGGUGGUAAUUCUGCAGUUGGACUUUUUGUUAUCCAACUGUGUAGGAUAUGGGGUUUAAAGAGUGUAAAUAUUAUUAGAAAUAGACCAGACGUCCAAGAGUUGAAGAACCAACUGUUAGAUUUGGGCGCUAAUGUUGUCAUGACUGAAGAAGAGUUGAGAACGACCACCUUGUUCAAGAGCAAAACAUUACCAAAGCCCCAACUAGCCUUGAACUGUGUAUGUGGCAAAAAUGCUUCAGAGGUUCAAAGACAUUUAGAUCACGGUGGUAUCAUGGUGACUUACGGAGCAAUGUCCAGAGAGCCUUUGACUGUGCCAGCUUCCUCUUUGAUCUUCAAAAACCUUAGCUUCAAAGGCUUCUGGAUGACCACAUGGACCAAUAAAAAUGCCAACUCUGAGGAACGGCAUAAAAUGCUUGAAGAGCUUCAGCAACUAUUCAUAAAUAAAGAACUGAAAGCUCCACCGCAUCAACUAGUUUCUUUUUGUAAUUACAAGGAGGCAGUUGUAAAUGCUCUUAAACCCGGUGGACAAAGCAAUGCAAAAUACAUUUUAGACUUGACAGGUUAA
This is a messenger RNA of Copidosoma floridanum, 1239 nucleotides long. RefSeq names its product enoyl-[acyl-carrier-protein] reductase, mitochondrial. The record is from RefSeq and is a predicted model, not a curated record. Gene Ontology annotation, cellular component: mitochondrion. Lineage: Eukaryota; Metazoa; Arthropoda; Insecta; Hymenoptera; Encyrtidae. Gene Ontology annotation, biological process: fatty acid metabolic process. Gene Ontology annotation, molecular function: oxidoreductase activity.